ACUCCCACCCUGUUGGCUGCACUUGUGUAGGUUAUGUCUAAGGUUUAGGUGUACAGUUGUUGUGUGAAAGUUUUCACAAACACACCUAGUAUACAUUUGAUACGUAAAUGUUUUCCCCUUGUAUUGUUACUUCAGCAAUAACGGUUUUGUGUUGUUUUUCUCUGCUGGGCUGAGACAGAGAUGUGGGGAUAAACGCUAACACGUGAUUUUGUGGUUGGAGAGAAACCAUAUAAGCAAGUGAGAUGAUUAAGUUGACAGCUGUUGAACACUGACGGGAGCGUACUUCUGUCGACAGGUUCCUCUUUCUCACAUUUCUACAAACUGGAUCAAAUGGAAUUAACAACUUAUUUUAUGACUCCAGACACAUCUACUGUGUCUACUACUCCUGAUUCUGAUUAUGAGUGGCCGACUGAUGAAACCGGCAUGUGUGACAGACGUUGGGUUAGGGACUUUCGCAGCCAGUACGAGCCACCUCUCUUCUGGAUAAUCUUCAUCCUUGGGUCUGUGGGUAACCUGCUGGUGGUUUGGAUUUACCUCACCGUGCGCAACCGCCUUAAAACAAUGACCGACGUGUACCUGCUGAACCUGGCUGUGGCAGACCUCCUCUUCCUGUGCACGCUGCCCUUCUGGGCAGUCGACGCCAUCAAGGGCUGGGAUUUCGGGAGCAGUUCUUGCAAAAUAGUAUCUGCUCUCUACAAGAUCAACUUCUUCAGCAGCAUGCUCCUCCUCACCUGCAUUAGCGUGGACCGCUAUAUCGCCAUCGUGCAAGUAACCAAAGCUCAGAACUUCAAGAAGAAGAGACUGUUCUACAGCAAACUUGUUUGCAUCUGUGUUUGGGCUGUUUCCAUCAUCAUGGCCCUGCCUGAGUUUAUCUUUGCUGAGGUGAAGUUGGACCCAGAGGAACAAUCCUUUUGCACUAUGGUCUACUGGAACAAUGCCUUCAACCGUACGAAGAUCCUGGUGCUGUCCCUGCAGAUAUGCAUGGGCUUCUGCCUUCCUCUGCUGGUCAUGUUUUUCUGCUACUCUGUCAUUAUCCGCACACUCUUGCAGGCGAAAAGCUUUGAAAAGCACAAGGCCCUCCGUGUCAUCUUUGCCGUUGUGUUCGUGUUUGUUCUCUCCCAGCUUCCUCACAACACCCUGCUGAUUGUGGAGGCCACACAGGCAGCCAAUACCACGAUUACAGACUGCGCCGUUGUGAGUCAAGUUGAUGUAGCCGGACAGAUCGCCAAGAGUCUCGCCUUUACUCAUGCCUGCCUCAACCCCUUCCUGUAUGUCUUUAUUGGAGUUCGGUUCAGGGAAGACCUCAUGAGGAUGGCUAAAACUUGUGUUGUGGGUAAAGGAGGGCUUGAUAAAGUCCAGGCAGUCCCCAAACGUCCCUCUAUCAUGUCAGAUACUGAAACUACCCCGGCCCUUUCCAUAUAGAUGCAUGUUUUCCAAAAUACUACACCUGAGACCUGAGCCUAGUAAUCAUAUUUCAAAUUGUAUUCCUGAUGCAUUAAUUACCACAAGCAGAUGAACAAUAACAUUUACAACUCUGAAAAACCACAAAACUUUAUUCAUAUUCUGACAAUUACGGACAUAUUUGUUCACUGGAACACCUGUAUAAAGUGUAUUGAAAUGUAAAUAUUGUGCUUUUUAAAAAUUUUUCCAUCAUGUAUUUGUUGUGUGCAUCUGUAUAUGUUGAAAAAAACAUUAAAGAUCAAAAGAAAUC
Molecule: messenger RNA, 1711 nt
Organism: Poecilia reticulata (guppy)
Lineage: Eukaryota; Metazoa; Chordata; Actinopteri; Cyprinodontiformes; Poeciliidae
Product: C-C chemokine receptor type 9
Biological process (GO): calcium-mediated signaling; G protein-coupled receptor signaling pathway; positive regulation of cytosolic calcium ion concentration
Cellular component (GO): membrane; external side of plasma membrane
Molecular function (GO): C-C chemokine binding; C-C chemokine receptor activity
Source: RefSeq, a predicted model, not a curated record